AUGCAGCUUCCCGCCCUCAUCUCGUCUUUCUCCCUCCUAGGGGCCGCCUUGGCGGUUUCAGAGCACACCCAGCCCUUGGAAGAUAGGGCUGUGACCGCGACUGUCGUCCUUGAUACGGCCACUGUUGUGGGAAAUGUGAUCAACAAGGUCGAAUCCUUCGGCGGCAUUCCGUACGCGAAGCCGCCCACCGGCCAGCUCCGGCUGAAACCCCCCGUGCGACUGACGGACAACAUCGGCACUUUCGACGCCACCGGCCCGGCCGGCGCUUGCCCUCAGAUGGUCUCGUCUUCCCAAAGUGAGAACAUCCUCUUCGACAUCCUGGGAGAUAUCGCAAACCUUCCCUUCAUUCAGAAGGCAACCGGACAGAGCGAGGACUGCCUUACCAUUACGGUGGCUCGUCCUGAGGGCACCAAGGCUGAUGCGAAGCUGCCUGUGCUCUACUGGAUCUUUGGAGGUGGCUUCGAGCUCGGAUGGUCCUCCAUGUACGAUGGCUCUGGUCUCGUCCAGCAAAGCGUCGACCUCGGCAAGCCCUUCGUCUUCGUCGCCGUCAACUACCGUGUCGCCGGCUUCGGCUUCAUGCCGGGCAAGGAGAUCCUCGCCGACGGCUCCGCCAACUUGGGUCUUCUUGACCAGCGCAUGGGUCUCGAGUGGGUUGCCGACAACAUCGCGGCUUUCGGCGGCGACCCUGACAAGGUCACGAUCUGGGGCGAGUCUGCCGGAGCCAUCUCCGUCUUUGACCAGAUGGCCCUUUACGGCGGCGACAAUAAGUACAAGGGAAAGGCCCUGUUCCGCGGCGCCAUCAUGAACUCCGGCAGCAUCACGCCCACCGACCCCGUUGACUGCCCCAAGGGUCAGGCCGUCUACGACAAGGUCGUCGCCGAGGCCGGGUGCGCCGGCAAGGCCGACACGCUCAACUGCCUGCGCGAGGUCCCGUACACCACCUUCCUCAACGCCGUCACCUCCGUCCCCGGCAUCCUCUCGUACAACUCCCUCGCGUUGUCCUACCUGCCCCGCCCCGACGGCACGGCACUCCCCGCGAGCCCCGACGCCCUCGCCAAGGAGGGCAGAUACGCCGCCGUUCCCAUGAUCAUCGGCGACCAGGAGGACGAGGGCACCCUCUUCGGAAUCUUCCAGCCGAACCUCACCAGCACGGAGAAGUUCGUCAGCUACCUCAAGGACUACUACUUUGCGACAGCCACCGAGGGCCAGAUCGCCGAAUACGUCGGCACCUACGGCGACGGCCUGGUCACCAUCACCGGCGGCGCGCCGCACCGCACGGGCCUGCUGAACGAGAUCUUCCCCGGCUUCAAGCUCCGCUCCGCCGUCCUCGGCGACCUCGUCUUCACCCUGACGCGCCGCGUCUUCCUCAACCUCGCCGUCUCCAUCAACCCCAGCGUGCCCUCGUGGUCGUACCUCGCGUCCUACAACUACGGCACCCCGAUCCUGGGCACCUUCCACGGCUCGGACCUGCUGCAGGUGUUCUACGGCAUCAAGGACAACUACGCCGCCCGCAGCAUCCGCACCUACUACACCAACUUCGUCUCCGACCUGGACCCCAACUCCGGGUCCAGCGGACAGUACCCCAACUGGCCCCAGUGGAGCCAGGGACAGAACCUGGUGCAGUUCUUCGCGGACAAGGCCGGUAUUCUCAAGGACGACUUCAGGAAGGCGAGCUCCGACUGGAUUCUGAACAAUGCCGGAAGCUUGUACUUCUAA
This is a messenger RNA of Colletotrichum karsti, 1716 nucleotides long. Its product is annotated as carboxylesterase. The coding region runs from base 1 to 1716 and encodes 571 amino acids. The transcript is spliced from 2 exons. The record is from RefSeq and is a predicted model, not a curated record. Lineage: Eukaryota; Fungi; Ascomycota; Sordariomycetes; Glomerellales; Glomerellaceae.